This is a messenger RNA of Xenopus tropicalis (tropical clawed frog), 5949 nucleotides long. The record is from RefSeq and is a predicted model, not a curated record. NCBI's taxonomy places the organism in Eukaryota, Metazoa, Chordata, Amphibia, Anura, Pipidae.
AUGCCAAACCCAGUGCGGCAUGGGAACAAGAAGGACAGCGGUGGGUCAGCUUCUACCAUGCCGGAGAGCAGUGGAAGUGUCAACAAUAAAGACCGUCAACGGAUCAGCUCGAAACACAAAAGGCAUAAGUCGAAACACCUCAGAGAAUCUUCUGUCCCGGAGCCUCAGACCUUGAGCACCUUGAAGCUGGUGGAAUAUGACGACAUCAGCUCCGACUCUGACACUUUCUCCGAUGUCCCAGCCAAGCAAGAGAGGAGGGAAAAUGACGAGCGGCGCCCUUCUGAGAAAAGUGAUAAAAUGCACAAAUCUCGCCAUCGCCACCAACACAAACGGCUCAAAGAAGCUACCAGGACCAAGCAAGUAGAGAAGGAGAGGAAGCCGGAAAAAACUCAAGAGGUAAUGGUUAACAAGGUGCCCAGUAGUAAAGACAAGAUCAUUAGCUCAGCUAAAAGGACUGCAGAUGAGCAAGAGGAGCACGGGCGAACGUCUAAGAGCAGUAGUAAAGACUCACGGUCUAAGAUGCACAAGGACAAAUCGAGAAGGGAAAGGGAGAUGAAAUCCGGACAUAAGGAGAGGAGCAAAAGUCACAGGAAAAGGGAUUCUUCCAAACGCUAUAAAACCUCGGAUAGCCCUAAGCGGAAAGGUCGGAGCCCUCGCAGGAAGUAUGGCGGCAGCCCGAAACAGGACGACAGCCACUCUGAGGGAUCUUGUGGCCAAGACUAUGAUGACAGCCCUUCACGCGUGCACGCUUCUGGUAACUUCAAUGAGACUUAUAGGAAAAACAUGGACAGUCCCAGUUACAAGGAGCCCGCGGCUUACCAAAGCAGCGCGCGCUCUCCAAGUCCUUACAGCCGAAAGCAGCGUUCUGUUAGCCCCUACAGAAGGAGGUCAUCUAGUUAUGAAAGAGGUAGUGGAUCUUACAGUGGGAGGUCUCCAAGCCCUUAUGUGCGAAGGAGGUCCAGCAGUCCGUUUGUGUCUAGGCGCUCACUGAGUCGGAGCCCGGCGCCCAGGAAGUCUGCCAAGUCUAGAAGCAGGAGUCCCUUGUAUCCCAGAAAGUCAUCUUCAUCAUCUCGCAGUAAGAAGCAAAAAUCCCAGUCAAGAAGUCGCCAUUCCAGUAUUUCGCCUGCCAGGCUACCGUUAAACUCCAGCCUUGGAGCCGAGCUCAGUCGCAAGAAGAAGGAGAUAGCAGCUGCAGCGGCGGCAGCUGGUAGAGAAUCAAAGGGCAGCCCUUUGAUUUUGAAAAAAGAGAGUGGAGAUUCUAGAGUUGCCUCUGCAUUGGACCUCAAAAAGGCAACCAAAGUUCUCAAGUUGGAAAAACCUGUUUCUGAGCCGGAAAUGGUGACUGCAACCAGUUCAGAAACCAAGACUAUUUCUGCCAAAAAAGAGGAGAGUGAAAAGAAGCCCCAGGUACAGGCUAAAGAUCCUAAAAUUUCAGGAUUAAAGGACUGCAAACCAGCAGCAAUCAAGGAGGAAGUAUUGACGCCGAAAGAAGGAGUGACAGACAGAGAUAAAGAUGUACCUCCUCUUCCUCCUAUACUGUCACCUCCUCCACCUUUACCAACAUCCCCUCCUUCAAAUAUUCCCCCACUGCCUCCUCUUCCGCCAUCCCCAGCUGUCCUGCAACAGCCGCCUCCACCCCUACCACCUCCACCUACACUAACAUUCCUGCCCCUUCCUACUACAGUGGCUGCCUCUUUGACAUCCUCUCAUUAUGUACGGCAGUCAUCUUUGUCCACUCAGGCAAAUUCCCAGCUCCCAGUUCCUUCACCUGCCAAGCCACAACCACCUCUAAUUCAUAUGGUCCCUCACAUGAAGACAUCAACGCUGCCUCCGUUGCCGCUUCCACCGCUGCUGCUAGGAGAGGAUGACAUUGAAAGCCCUAAGGAGAUCCCUCCUCCCAAAAGUGUUAAGAAGGAAAAAGAUAAGGAUAGACCACGACAUCUCUUAACUGACCUUCCUCUGCCUCCUGAGCUUCCAGGAGGUGAUCCAUCACCUCCAGAUUCACCAGAAAGGAAAGUGGUCGCACCUCCUCAACCGCCUUUAAAGAAGAGACCAAAAAUCUGUUGCCCCCGUUACGGCGAGAGAAAGCAGACAGAAACUGACUGGGGAAAGAGAUGUGUGGACAAGUUUGACAUUAUCGGGAUAAUUGGAGAAGGAACCUAUGGGCAGGUUUACAAAGCCAAGGACAAGGAUACAGGAGAACUUGUGGCCUUAAAGAAAGUUCGUCUAGAUAAUGAAAAAGAAGGCUUCCCCAUAACUGCCAUCCGGGAAAUAAAAAUCCUGCGGCAGCUCAUUCACAAGAGUGUGGUCAACAUGAAGGAGAUUGUAACGGAUAAACAGGAUGCAUUGGACUUCAAGAAAGACAAAGGUGCCUUUUAUUUGGUGUUUGAAUAUAUGGACCAUGACCUGAUGGGACUGCUGGAAUCAGGACUGGUGCAGUUUUCAGAAGACCACAUCAAAUCUUUUAUGAAACAGCUGAUGGAAGGGCUGGAAUAUUGCCACAAAAAGAACUUCCUUCACAGAGAUAUCAAAUGCUCUAACAUUUUGUUAAACAAUAGUGGUCAGAUCAAGCUAGCUGAUUUUGGAUUGGCACGCCUUUAUAGCUCAGAGGAGAGCCGUCCAUACACCAAUAAAGUGAUUACACUGUGGUACAGACCUCCAGAGCUGCUUUUAGGAGAAGAGCGCUACACUCCUGCUAUAGAUGUGUGGAGCUGUGGGUGCAUCCUCGGGGAACUUUUUACUAAAAAGCCCAUCUUCCAAGCCAAUCAGGAGUUGGCUCAGCUGGAACUGAUUAGCCGACUGUGUGGCAGCCCCUGUCCAGCCGUUUGGCCGGAUGUUAUCAAACUACCAUACUUCAAUACUAUGAAACCGAAGAAGCAGUACAGACGGAGGUUACGGGAAGAGUUUUCCUUUGUUCCUACACCUGCUUUGGAUCUGUUGGACCAUAUGCUUACACUGGACCCCAGCAAACGUUGCACUGCUGAGCAGACUCUACAGAGUGAUUUCUUGAAGGAUGUAGAUGUCUGCAAGAUGGCUACUCCAGACCUUCCUCACUGGCAGGACUGUCAUGAGCUGUGGAGUAAAAAACGAAGAAGACAAAGACAGAGUGGCAUCGUCCUUGAGGAACCCCCAGCGAUUAAGGCCCCUCGAAAAGAGAGUGUAUCUGUCCCAGGUGGAGAUGCCAUGAAAAACAGCAGCCCAGCACCAACGCAGCCAGUAAAAACAGAGUCCAGUGUUAGCGACUUAGCGGUUUUAGGGGAUAUCACCCAGCAGCUGAAUCAGAGUGAGCUGGCCGUCCUGCUGAAUCUUCUUCAGAGCCAGACAGACCUCAGUGUUUCCCAGAUAUCUCAACUGUUAAAUGUCCAGGCCAAUCCAGACAUGCAGCUGCAGCUGGAGGCCCUCAACCAGUCUAUCACAGCCUUGACUGGUGCUGCCGUUCCUCCCCAAGAGGUGGAGCCACCCAAAGAGACCCCUACCCUGGACCAAGUGGACCCUCUGGGGGCAGGAACUCAGGGAGAGGUGCAGAAUGUUCUAGCCGUCCUACUGAGCCAACUCCUCAAGCCCCAGGAAGUCGUGGAUGCACCUGGAGAAAGCAAUGGAGAGCAGAGUGGAAGCAACCCCACAGCACACAUCACUCUUGAGGAGGAGGAGGAACCAGAUAAACACCACGAGCAAAACGAAGAGGAGGAGGAAGACGCAGAUGGUGUCAAACGGAGUAACCCUCCCACAGCUUGUCACCCUCGUAUCCUGCCUCCGGAGAAGAGACCCCCAGAGCCUCCCGGGCCCCCUCCUCCCCCUCCACCCCUUACCGAAAGCGACAACCAAGAUGUGAUCCCAGCAGUGACCGCGGUUCUUCUACAGCUUUUCUCGAAUCCAGAGGUAGAAGCUUCCUCCGUUAAAGGUGGUAGAGAAAGACAGGCCCUCCGGCCUCCCUCAGAGUUAUCACAGACUUUGUCCUCCAGGACUUACAGCGCUGAGGGCGCAGAGGAAAACGCAAACGCGGACUUGGAUGAAAGAGACUCUGGGCAACUGCUAGGGGAAUGUUCACCACAAACUUUACGAAAAAGCAGGACAUUCCCAGGGCAGCUGGGGGAAUCAAGUGGUUACCAGGGAACAGGAUCGGUGCAGUUCCCAGGGGACCAAGACCUCAGGUUCACCAGGAUCCCUCUAGGGAUGCACUCUGGCGCAGUGCCUCCACCUGGACAACUAGAGGGGAGCAGUAACAGCUCUCACCUCUAUCAAGAAGCCAAAAUCCCAAACUACAGUGAGUUGGGGUCAGGGACCACAGCGGCAGGGACAAACCAGGCUUGGGCUGCCCCAUCUCCGGCUUUCGGCAAGGUAUACAGGGCUCCCACCCGGGCCCCUCCGAGAGGAGGCCGAGGAAGAGGUGUCCCUUACUGAGACUGCCUACUAUGAGCUAGGCUGGGCAAAAUUGUGUUUGAUGGGAGCUGCGACGGCAUGUAUCUCCCAGAGGUGUCCUUCCACAUAGCAGAAAGUUUGGUGAAUGGGUCAAGCUUGAAAAUUCUGCAGUCCCGAGGGGUGGGCUACUCUACUGAUGGCCUCAUUGCAGCUCACACACAUCCAAUCCAAUCGUCUCUGCAGGAUGUUUGGCAACCUAGACUGAAUUUUUGAAUUAUUUUGCUCCACUUUUUUUCUUCCCACACUUUCCUUAAGGACCUGUAAGUCCGCUUUCUGCUUCUCAUGACGGUUAAUGCAAACUGACUUCUAAAUGAAUUUGCCAUUAAAAUCGCCUCUUCUGGCGCCAUUCUAGGCCUGAAAGUGCUAUUGAAUUUGGCUGAAGGUCUUUUUUGGUGACAGAAGUGAUUUCAUACGGUCCCAUCGAAUUUGAAAUUCAGAGGGAAACGCACAGGAAUUCAGCUGGCUGUGCAGAAUCUUAUUUCCCAAGCAAAUAUGUGUUUCUUUUUGGGUCAAAACUGCUGGAAUAUAUCUAUUUAUCUGUCCCUAACCUUUACUCUAUCUUUUUUUUUUUUCUCCUUUUCAUUUCCUGCUUCACUUCUCCAAUACAUCCUUUGACCUUGAAGAAAUUUCAGAGCAGAAUAUCCCAAAGGACUGACAAUGAUGUAUUCUGCCAUUUGUGUUUAUAUAAAUAUAUAUAUUAUAUAUACAUUUUUUUAGGGCCAAACCAGGCCAAUGGAAAAACUUGUUUUUUUUUUUUUCUGUUAGUUUUGUUCCUUUUUUUCUCACUGUUUUGGCACCCUGAAAAUUGGACCUUUUUUUAAAAAGUUGUUGAAGGGCCUAAACAAAUAAACAGGAAUUAAAAAAAAAAAAAAAGCUGUAAUUUACAUGGUUUUUCAGUGUUUACAGACAAGGGCUUAAGCUGCCCAUACACGGGCAGAUCUGUUCGCUUGGCGAUGUCGCCAAGCGAGCGGAUCGUCACCCGAUAUCCCUACCUACGGGUGGGCGAUAUCGGGUAACAUGUAGGCUUCUAAAUGGCGGCAAUGGGGCAGUCGGUUCGGGGACCGCAUUAACGAGCUGAUGCGGUCCCCGAUCCGACUGAAUUUUCUAACCUGGCAGAUCGAUAUCUGGCCAAUUUCAGGCCAGAUAUCGGACGGGCAGGCCCCUCGUUUCUGCCCCUAUCGGCCCGUGUAUGGGGACCUUUACAGUGAAUGGAAAAUAAUAGUAUUCCUUUCUUAAAUUAACAGUAAUGCCUGUUUGACCUUGGCACCCAAAAUACCCAUCUCUCAGAGGCUCCAGAAUAACCGCUGGCAGUAAAUGGGUGUGGGAAGCCUGCGUACUCUGAAGGAAUGGCUGAAAUCAGUAAUUGGUUGUGUUAUCGGCUCAUCCUGCAGCAUUUGGGAGCUUUGAGUUCUGAGAUCUGCUGAGCAAAGAGAAGCCACAGGGACACCUUUUGAACAGACUGAUAUUACGGUAAUUUAAAACUGUUAACAGACCAGGUUUAACGCGGCAUGAAUAAAUCUUCGUUCGUCA